Messenger RNA from Rotaria sordida, 3102 nucleotides. NCBI's taxonomy places the organism in Eukaryota, Metazoa, Rotifera, Eurotatoria, Philodinida, Philodinidae. The record is from the annotation of a GenBank genome assembly.
AAAAACAGAUGAAAAAGCAACAUUCUUUCAGAAAAUCCGUCGCGAUUCACCCACAGAUUAGGCUAAGUGUUGAAAUAAAAGAGAAAGAUAGAACUUCAUGCGCUCUAUCGAGUUGAUACCUUUUGAGCACGAUUCGAUGCUUGGGUCUCUCAACUCUCCCUUCCCUUUUCCCCAAACUAGCCAAUCAGGCCUCCAAAUGGCGCAAUUCUAUGUACUAGCCGUCGCGAUUCGCCCAUGGGUUAGACCAACUGGUAAAAAUGGUAGACCCAGAUAGAACUUGACGAGCUCUAUCAAAUGAUCAUCUUUUGAGCUCGAUGCGAUGCUCUGGUUCCCCGCAACCGGCUAAUCAAGACACCAACUGAGGUAUUCCUUCGUGCUUGCUGUCACAAUUCACCUAUAGGUUAGACCAAGUGUUGGAAAUGGUAGACCAAGAUAGAACUUGAUCAGCUCUAUCGAAUGGUCACCUUUUGAGCUCGAUUUGAUGCUCGGAUUCUCCCACAAUCGACCAAUCAAAACCCCAACUGAGGCAUUCCUCGGAAUUAGCUGUUGGGAUUAGGGGUGACACUUUAACUUUAAAAACACUUUAAACUUUAAGCUUUAAUUAAAGUGAAAAAUUUUAAAACUUUUAACUUUAAUUAAAGUAAAAAUUUUAGCACUUUAACUUUAACUUUUUUAUUAAAGUUAAAGUGUUUGUGUCAUGCUAUACUAUAGGGAUACCCUCAGGUCCUCAAGUGCUGUACUACAGGGGUGCCCUUGAGUCCUCAACUGCUAUACUAUAAUGGUACCCUUAGGUCCUCAAUUGCCAUACUGUAAGGGUACCCUUGGGUCCUCAAAUGCUAUACUAUAGGGGUACCCUUGGGUCCUCAAUUGCCAUACUAUAAAGGUACCAUUAGGUCCUCAAAUCCUAUACUAUAGGGGUACCCUUGGGUCCUCAAUUGCCAUACUAUAAAGGUACCAUUAGGUCCUCAAAUGCUAUACUAUAGGGGUACCUUUGGGUCCUCAACUGCUAUACUAUAAGGGUACCCUUAGGUCCUCAAUUGCCAUACUAUAAGGAUACCCUUGGGUCCUCAAUUGUCAUAUUAGAGGGGUACCCUUGGGUCCUCAAGUGCUAUACUAUAGGGGCACCCUUGGGUUCUCAAGUGCUAUACUAUAAGGGUACCCUUAGGUUCUCAAUUGCCAUACUAUAGGGGCACCUUUAGGUCCUCCAGUGCUAUACCCUAGGGGCACCCUUGGGUCCAGAAGUGCUAUACUAUAGGGGUGCCCUUGGAUCCUCAAUUGCCAUACUAUAAGGGUACCCUUAGGUCCUCAAUUGCCAUAAUAGAAGGGUACUCUUGGAUCCUCAAGCGCUAUACUAUAGAGGUACCCUUGGGUCCUCAACUGCUACACUAUAGGAGUGCCCUUAAUUAUUCAAGUGGUAUAUUAUAGGGGUACCCUUAGUAGGGGUGUCAGUUUCGGGUUCCGUUCCGAGGUACGGGAACCCACCCCGGAUUUCCGUACCCGGGAACGUGGAACCCAUACCGCAUUUCCGUACCUGGGAACGGGGAAUGCGAAACUUAACUCGGAUUCCCUUAUCUGAAAAUGCGGAAUCCGACCGGCUUCUCGUCCUGGGGAAUCCAGGAACCCGUCAUGACGUUAAACAGAUGAAAAGAAUAAAUGUAUCAAUAUCUGUAGAUGAUCGAAAAUGCGUGCAGACCAAUUUUCAAAUGAUUUGCCAGACUCUAGAACGUAGAGGCCAGGUGGAUUAUCCAGUAGUGUCAAACUUGAAACUUGAAUUCAAUUGAGUUUUCAAGUUUCAAGUUUCCACUUUCAAUGAAAAUAUAAACAUUUUGGAGAUAUUGAUUCACUAGUGCAGAUAAUCUUUAUAUAGUGAUUGACUUUGAAUGCUGAUCCAUUCAGAUAUAUAUUCAUUCAACUUAUCAACCCUUGCUAGACAAAAUUCAAAAAAUAAAUAACUGUUUACUAUGUCUCCUACAUGUCUGGAAAGGACUGGCUGCAAAAGGACUGAUCACGACGGGACUGAUGGAGAAAUGAGUGGCCAGUCCUUUCGCGGCACCCAAAGCAGCUGCGAUGUGAUGUGUGUCGUAGCGUGGCCAGUAUUUUCGCGGCACCCACAUCAGCUGCGACGUGAUGUAUGUCGUAGCGUGGUCAGUCCUUUCGCGGCACCCACAGCAGCUGCGACGUGAUGUAUGUCGUAGUGUGACCCACCCUUUCGCGGCACCCACAGCAGCUGCGACGUGAUGUAUGUCGUAGUGUGGCCACUCAUUUCUCCAUCAGUCCUGUCGCGAUCAGUCCUUUCCAGACAUGUAGGAGACAUAGUAGACAGUUAUUUAUUUUUUGAAUUUUGUCUAGCAAGGGUUGAUAAGUUGAAUGAAUAUAUAUCUGAAUGGAUCAGCAUUCAAAGUCAAUCACUAUAUAAAGAUUAUCUGCACUAGUGAAUCAAUAUUUCCAAAAUGUUUAUAUUUUCAUUGAAAGUGGAAACUUGAAACUUGAAAGUUGAAAGUUGAAACUUGAAUUGAAUUCAAGUUUCAAGUUUUACAUAUAUGUUUUCGGAAAGGAAAGGAAAGGAGAAGAUCAAUUGAAAGAAAAUCCAGCUAUUCCGACUGGUCAUAAUUUAGUUGAUGAAAAUUAUCAAUAUACAUAUAUCCUUACAUUAGAUGGUCCAUAUAAACCUGAACCAAUACUUGAUAUGAUUUAUAUUCAAUAAAAUAUUUUGUUUAUCCUUUUUCUUUUUCUUUAGAUACAUUUCAAUAUGAUUCAAAAUAUGAAGAAAAUGACGAACAAUAUAAUGUUAUUCGAGAAAGAAUUCUUAAUGAAAACCAAUCAAGUUCAUUCGUUACGGAUGAUGAAGGUGAUCGAAAAAAAGAUAAUUUUAAUGAAGAAGAAAAAGAAAAACAACAAGAAACAAAUUUAGCAGCAUUACGUCAAAAAAUAUAUUCACCAAUUCAGACAAACAUUACUUUUGAAGAAUGUGCAUAUAAAUUACUUCGAAUGAAUUUACGUCAUGAACAAGACAUUGGGUGUGCGUGUGGAUAUCAAGAUAUUCAAAUAUUUCAAAAUGAAUUUCAUUUUGAAAAUCUUCAAAAACAUAUCCAGAUGGAAUAA